Wallemia ichthyophaga EXF-994 is the source of this 3276-nucleotide messenger RNA. Its product is annotated as Exportin-T. Bases 1 to 3276 code for a protein of 1091 amino acids. NCBI's taxonomy places the organism in Eukaryota, Fungi, Basidiomycota, Wallemiomycetes, Wallemiales, Wallemiaceae. The record is from RefSeq and is a predicted model, not a curated record. Gene Ontology annotation, cellular component: nuclear matrix; cytoplasm; nuclear pore. Gene Ontology annotation, molecular function: small GTPase binding; tRNA binding. The transcript has 3 exons. Gene Ontology annotation, biological process: tRNA re-export from nucleus.
AUGGCUACGAUAGCAGCAACAACUGUACCACCGCAGUUAAUUGAGGCUAUUAAAUGCGCAUCCCCAUCACCAAACACAAGUCCAGAAUUGCGCGAAGAAGCGUUGAACUUCCUCGAACAAGUAAAGAAUAACGCGUCAGAUACAUGGAAGUAUUGCUUAGGCUUAUUCUUAACAAAUUCUGUCGGCACUGAAGCCAGGGUCUGGGUUCUGAGUGUCGUCGAUGAACUCAUCAGCAAAUCAUUUCAAAAUCUACAAAACGACGAUAUACUCGCAAUACAAGAAGCCUUGUUUGAGUAUGUACGCAGAGAAUACGUCGAAGGUGGACAGGAAGGCGAUAUUGGGUUUUUGAGGAACAGACUGGCUCAUACGCUCACCUUAUUCACCAUACAAACAUACGACACAACCCAUCCUAACAUAAUAAUUGACUUUUUGUCACUCCUCAGACAAGGCUCAUCACUCAAUCCACGCACUACUCCACUCGUUUUGCGCAUCCUUGAUGAAAUCAACUUAGAGUUAUCAGAUUCAAUCAUUAGAGCAGCAAGAGAUUGGUCAUCAGAGAGGCACAUACGCGAUGGUAAUUUAAGAGAUGCCAUUAGGUCAAAGGAUGCACCCUCUGUUAUAGAAACUCUUAUUAAUAUCAUGCAAGAGUUAGGUCAUAUCUCUGUUAAUGGCGGUGAAGCGUGGUCGUCUAAAUCUUUGGAAGAAUCUCUUGCCCUCGCUAUUAACGUUUUUGCUGGCUGGUCUCAUUGGAUUGAUAUUAGUCUGUCAUUCACUCCUCAAACUCUAGAAAUCUUCUACCAGUUCUUACAACAUCCUUCUAAUCAAGUUAAAAUUGCUGCGACUGGCUAUUUUAUUAAGAUAAUGCAAAAGGGUACUCGAGAUUAUGCAGCCAAGUUGGAAAUUAUUGGUAUUAUCAAUGUUUCAAACAUUGUCGGACAACUUGAACAAGCGACGAAAGAUGACACUUCUGAUGACAAUAUUUUGUUUAGAGAGUCAUGUGCAAAGAUGGUAAAUGCUGCUGGUACAGAGAUUCUCAAAUUAUGUGAUGAGCCAACUCAAGCAACAAUCAUGCAAAGCCGUUCCGAUGUCAACUUUGGAACAAAUGAAACUAGAGCACAAGCAUUGGUAUUUUUAGCUCAACUUCAACCAAUCUUCUUGAGAUACUUUGCUGAUCAAUCAUCAAGUCCUUCGCUAGCCGUGCAUGGCUUCCUAACACAACUCAUCUCAUUCUACAAGAAAAAGAAAAAGGCGGAUGCUACAUCAUUCGAUGCUAUGCCAACCAGAGAAUUCUUUAGUCAAUUGUUGCCAACUGUUAUGCAAAAAAUGCAGUGGAAUGAGGAUGUUGAAUGGGGUUUCGGUGGUCUUGGUGAGGAUGUCGACGACGACCGUCAUGAGCUGUACGAAAUUCGCAGAGUGUUAAGAUCAACAUUCGAUUCUGUCUGUCAACUGGACCAAGAGCUGUGGACUUCGACAGUCGUAUCUCUCAUCAACCAAACACUCACUCAAUGCACCAGCUCUGGACCGGAUUCUGUUCCUUGGUAUCAAGCGGAAUUGGUGCUUUAUAUAGUUUUUCUGUUCGCUGAAGCUAUUCAAUCAGGUAAUACGGUGCAGGCGUUUGUGCACGUAUCAGAAGAUGAGAGACAGUCAGCAAAAAAGGAUGCGAACAACUACAAAAUCAAGUACGACGAAAAGCCUUACACACCACUUGGUCAACUAGUACAAACUGUUGUUGACUCAGGUAUCAGCAAUCAUCCACACCCCGCAGUCAAUCUCCAGUACUUUGAGAUGAUAGUGAGAUACGUUGAUAUACUGUUUGCACGAAAAGAAUUGAUAGAUCCAAUCUUAUCUGCAUUUGUCGGUGACAGAGGUAUACACAACCAGUCACUCAAUGUGAAAGCGAGAAACUUUUAUCUCUUCCAACGAUUCACAAUGCUAGCUAGAAGAUUUAUUCCAGCCAACUUUGUGCCAAAGUUGCUUGAAUCUAUCACGGAUUUACUAGUACUAUCAGUCGACGUUUUGCCACUUGAACAAGGUGAUAGCUAUCAAGAUGUUUUAAGCAAAUCGGUAAACACUAUAGGCUUAUUCCACUAUCAACUCAACCUUUAUGAAGCCAUUGGAUGUAUUCUAGCUAAACUCAGUGACAUACCAACAAAUCAAGUAAACUAUUUGAAUCAAAUAAUACAGCCAUUAUUAGCAUCUCUUCAACAAUCUCUACAAUCCUCACCAGAUCAAGUUGAGAACAUUCUCAACGUACACCAUACCAUUUUGGCUAUUGGACAUCUAGCUAAAGGUUUACCUGAACCAUCAUUAAUACAACAAUCAUCUUCGCUAGACCAACCACCACCCCCAUACUCUGAACCAUUUGUCCAAUCCACACAAGCAAUCUUUGUUGUCUUGGAUCAGAUGUCUCAAUAUAAAGUUAUCAGAGAUGCUUCCCGAUUCACUUUUGCCCAGAUUGUCAGCUCUACUGGCUUUGCCAUCUUGAAUCACGUACCUGCGUUCGUAAAUGGUUUACUUGGUAGACUUGAAAUGAACGAGUUGAGUGACUUCUUGACUUUCUUGAAUAUGUUAGUGCACAAGCUAAAAUCACAAGUCUUUUCAAUUCUUAACUCUAUUCUACAACCUAUUAUUGAUAGGGUCUUUUCAUUCUUAUCAAUGCAGAUAUCUGGUACUGAUGAUGAACUUAACAGAACAGAGAUGGAAAAGAGCUACCUUAAUUUUAUCGGUACCAUACUUUCAGCUGGACUUCAAGGUGUGUUCAUUUCUGAUGAGAACAGAGGGAGAUUUGUUCAAAUUCUUGAAUCUGUAUGUCAAUUUGCUCGAGAUUGUGCUCCACCUACACAAAGAAUCGCUUUCAACAACGUCGCAAAGAUUAUCUUCUGCUACGGCACUAUUGAGCAAGUGCAAAAUGAUCUGAAAGUUUUACCCGCCCAAAACGUCGUACAAAUCAGCCCGGCUCCAAUGCCUUUGAGUGGUUUCGAAGAGUUUAUCUACCAACAAUUCAUCAAAUUGGCAUUUGAAGUACCUGCCAAGCCAACAUUCAACUUGAAAGAUGGUCAAUCUAAUGUUGUCCUCGGUGAAAUUGCACUCCUACUUAGACAGGCGUACUUGAGUCGUGGUGAUGAACUUUUGAACUAUCUCAGAAGCAUUUAUUUACCUUCAAUUGGGUGUCCUGACCACAUUGCAGUCGAACUUACAAACCACAUCUCAACAGACGAGCCCAAGGUGUUCAAGAGAGCAUUUACAGAGUUUAUAAAAGUAUCCAAAGCCGCAUGA